ACGGAAGAAAAACAAACGGUUGCGGAGCAGGAAACAAACGGUCGCGGAGGAGACAAUAACGACGGAGACGAAGCUCCGGUAAACGGUGACGGACAUUUUAGCUCCGAACGGUCCGACCGGAGGCAGAGACACCGAGAGACGGUGGGUGGACCGUUGCGGGGGGGAGGGAGACCUGUGUGAGUGCUUAGCGGGGGCUGCCGCUCCGCUCCACCGCCGGGCUCCAGCAGGACGGGGCGGGGUGAUGUGAUGUCGAGGUUCCGGUAUAACAGUUCCGAGGAAAUGGGUAGCCGGCUACCGACGCUGCGCCUUCACACCGGAGACUAGAAUGAGAAGUUGGCCGCGUUUGGAGUAACAGGGCGGCGGAGAAACCGUCUGGGGGAGGCCGCUGGAAGAAGAGGAGGCGGCGGAGGAGGAGGAGGAGGAGGAGGAGGGGGAGAAGCGUGUCUUCCAACCCCCCCCAAUCCGUCCGUCCACACGAUGAGGACGAUAUUUACAGUCUGGUGUCUCUUCCUGCUCACAGGAGGAGCGGACCGGGCGUGGGCCGCCGGUAACUUAACGGUCGACGGUGGCGGCACCAACAGCAGCAGCAGCAGCGGCGGCGGCAGGUUCAUCCGGAUCGGGGACGGUUCCUCGCAGGAAUUUGAGUUCCCGGAAAACACGAACGGUGUGAUUGUGAUCUCCAGCCGGUACCGGAGCGGCGCGGUCAGCAGGAAGGGCCGCCGGAGCUGGAAGGAGACGGUGCGGGUCCGCUCCCUGGACCCGGAGGUCCUCUCCAUCCUGAACGUGACGGACAGCGGCCAAGCGGGACCCUCCAGGAGCUACAUCAUCAGCAUCCGCUCCGGGUUCCCGGGCACGGCCCAGCUCCAGAUCCAGCUCCUGGACCUGGACCAGGACUCGGGUCCGGUUCUGAUCGAGGAGAGGACGGACUACUCCAUCAGGGUGGCGCCCGGCGACGAGGACCCGGCCUCCCGGCUCGUCCAGUCGGGGGGCCUGUCCCACUUCUCGGAGAACCCGGUGCUGUUCGCGCUGCUGCCCCUCAUCUUCAUCAACAAGUGCGCCUUCGGGUGCAAGGUGGAGGUGGAGGUGCUGCGGGGGCUGCUGAGGAGCCCCGUGCCCCUGCUCCUCGGGGUCCUGGGGCAGUUCCUGGUCAUGCCCCUCUACGCCUACUGCGUGUCCCGGCUGGCCUCGCUGCACACGGCGCUCUCCCUGGGCCUGGUCAUCGCCUGCUCGGCGCCGGGCGGCGGCGGCGGCUACCUGUACAGCCUCCUCCUCGGGGGGGACGUCACCCUGGCCAUCUCCAUGACCCUGGUGUCCACGGUGGUGGCGGCGGCGGCCAUGCCGCUGUCCUCGGCGGUGUACGGGCGUCUCCUGGGCGUCCACGCCGCCCUCCACGUCCCCUUCGUGAAGAUCCUGGGCACGCUCCUGUUCAUCGCCAUCCCCAUCUCCCUGGGCAUGCUGGUCAAGCUCCGCCUCCCCGCCCUCACCCGCGUCCUCCUGGCGCUCAUACGACCCUUCAGCUUCGUGCUCAUCGUGGGCGGCAUCUUCAUGGCCUACCAGAUGGGCGCCUCCAUCCUGGCCAACGUCCAGCCGCCCAUCGUGGCGGUCGGCGUCACGGUGCCUUUGCUGGGCCUGGUGGUCGGCGCCGCCAUGGCCAAGAUGGCGGGCCUGGCGCCGCCCCAGAGGAAGACGGUCAGCAUCGAGGUGGGCGUCCAGAACAGCCUGCUGGCGCUCGCCGUCAUGCAGCUGUCCUUCCGCCGGGAGGAGGCGGACUUCGCGUCCCAGGCGCCGUUCAUCGUGGCGCUCAGCAGCACCUCGGAGAUGCUCCUGUUCGUCCUGGGGUUCUACGCCCGGGGCAGGUUCUGUGGGACGCCCGCCCCCAGGAGCGACGCCUGAUGCCUGAUUGUAGCUGCAGUUUGGACCUUUUGAAACCUGUGGAACCCCCCGGGGGGGGGGAGUCGCACCAGACGCCCCCCCCACGAUCCGAAACCCCGUCAUCACUGUUGUUGUUGUCGUGACAGGAAACGGUGAAGAGACUUAUUUUUUUGUGGCUCGUUUUUUGUCGUUUUGGUAUUUUUUCAUGGAGAAAAAAAAAAAAACCAAAGGCCUUUUACCCGCUGAGACCUUUUUCUUUCUUUUUGUGUGUUUGUGUUUUACAGUAUGUACUUUUUAAGAUCAGAUUAUACUGUGACGUACUUUAAUGUAAAUAUUCAUAAGAAGAGAAAUACCUAUAAAACAAAUGAUAUUUUUCUACCAGAUUACUUUUUUUUUUGUAAUCAAAAAAGCAAAGAUUGAUUCGUACCAUGUUUACAAGCGGUCCAUGUGUCUUAGCUGGAGGAGGUGGGGGGGGCUGUGGGGUGUUUUUGUGGGGAGGGAGGGGAGGGGUGGGGGGGUUAAACCGAAGCGAUGAUGAUCUGUUUUUUUGAAAGUAUUUACCACUGAUUGUGUUUCCCGGAUCUUCGUAUCCUUGUACUUGAAAUAUCUGAGAAGACAAGUGAAGAAAAAGGAAAUAAAGUUAAAAGAAAACGCCUUCAAGUCAAAUUCGA
Molecule: messenger RNA, 2543 nt
Organism: Mugil cephalus (flathead mullet)
Lineage: Eukaryota; Metazoa; Chordata; Actinopteri; Mugiliformes; Mugilidae
Gene: slc10a3
Product: solute carrier family 10 member 3
Exons: 1
Coding region: 478-1893 (471 amino acids)
Biological process (GO): bile acid and bile salt transport
Cellular component (GO): membrane
Molecular function (GO): bile acid:sodium symporter activity
Source: RefSeq, a predicted model, not a curated record